GUGGUAGUCGUGGAGAGAGUGGGUGGAGGGGAGAGUUCGGUGGAGGAUAGAGCGCCGAGAGUUCACCACCAUCACCAACAUCACCACCACUACGAUCACCACGAUCACCAUCACCACCAUGACCUACUCACCAGUAGCACAACAACCCUCUAGAGGCGCACCCGACCGCUAGAGUUUGAUAAACUCCAGUUGUUUAAUUAAAAACCCCACUUGUAUAAUUAUAUAGAGUCAACAUUGGCUUCAUUUUCUAAUCCGUGUAACUUAUUGAGCCGAGUAUUGGCGUGCGUCAAGGGAGCGCUCGUGAGCGGUGGUCGCGGGGCAUUGAUGCCUGUGGACUCGCGUCUCCUGCGACUCCCCACGACUCCGCCACGGCCCGGGCGGCAGAGGCACGGGGAGACGGAGGAGAGCCGCUCCCGGUGAGCGAGCGAGUAGGGUCCAGGUGGACACAGGUGGACACAGGUGGACACAGGUGGACACAGGUGUGCCGCCGGCUCGCGGGAGAGGCAUGCGCGGCGUCACGUCUCGUGCAGGUGAGCCGUGAGGAGAGCACGUGACCCCGACCUCACCGCGCCGGCUCCUGCGCGCGCCAUGAACAACAGUCACAGCGGCGUGAACCAGCUGGGAGGAGUGUUUGUCAACGGGCGGCCGCUCCCGGACUCCAUCCGCCAGAAGAUCGUGGAGUUAGCGCACAGCGGCGCGCGGCCCUGCGACAUCUCCCGCAUCCUGCAGGUGUCCAACGGCUGCGUGAGCAAGAUCCUGGGCCGCUACUACGAGACGGGCUCCAUCCGCCCGCGAGCCAUCGGCGGCAGCAAGCCGCGCGUGGCCACGCCCGAGGUGGUGGGGAAGAUCGCGCAGUACAAGCGGGAGUGCCCCUCCAUCUUUGCCUGGGAGAUCCGCGACCGCCUCCUCUCCGACGGAGUGUGCACCAGCGACAACAUCCCCAGCGUGUCAUCCAUCAAUCGGGUGCUGCGCAACCUGGCGAGCGAGAAGCAGGGGAUGGGGGGCACCGACGGCGUCUACGACAAACUGCGGCUGCUCAACGGGGGGCAAGGGGGGGUCGAGUGGGCGGCGCGGUCCGCCUGGUACCCCGGCAGCCCCCUCUCAGCCGACGGAUGCGUUCAGUCGCACAAGCUGGGGGGAGGGGCCGGUGGGGGGGGCUCCGCGGGGGGCGGAGCCGGCGGGGUGGGCUCCGCGGGGGGCGGGGCUGGCGGUGGGGGCGAGAACGGAGCUGCGAGUUCUGCGAGCGACGACUCGGAGGAGGCCCAGAUGCGGCUGCAGCUGAAGAGGAAGCUGCAGAGGAACCGCACCUCGUUCACCCCGGAGCAGAUCGAGGCGCUCGAGAAAGAGUUCGAGAGGACUCACUACCCAGACGUGUUCGCGCGGGAGCGACUCGCCUCGAAAAUAGACCUCCCCGAAGCGCGAAUCCAGGUGUGGUUCUCUAACCGCCGUGCCAAGUGGAGGCGCGAGGAGAAGUUGCGCAAUCAGAGGCGGCAGGGGGGAGUGGGGGGAGGGGGUCCCGCGGGGGCCGGGGGAGGGAUCCCCUCGAGCAGUCACAUCCCCAUCAGCAGCAACUUCAGCGCCGGGGUCUACCAGCCCCUGGCGCAGCCCGCGGCUCCCGGCGCGAUGCUGGGCCGUAGCGACUCGAUGCUAGGGGGCUCGUACGGGGCUCUACCCUCCAUGCCCAGCUUCAGCAUGGCGGGGAACCUCCCCGUGCAGCCCGGCGUGGGCACGCAGACGGCCUCCUACUCGUGCAUGCUGCCCUCCAACCCCUCGUCCUCGCGCGCCUACGACACGUACACGCCGCCACACAUGCAGGCGGGCCACAUGGGCACGGGGCCCUCCUCCACGGGGCUCAUCUCCCCGGGGGUCUCGGUUCCCGUGCAGGUACCUGGUACUGACCCGGAUCUCCCCCAAUACGGGCCGCGUCUACAGUAGCGCGCUUCCUCUCUCCUGCGGUGGGCGGUGGGGCUAGGAGGAAGGGGUGGAGGAGGGGCGGGGUGGGGGUACCCCCCCUCGAUCACCCCUCCCACCCGCCCUGAACCCCCAAACCACUGAACCCCCGACCACCUCCGGACCCAAUUGUGGGGUCAGGGUUCGCAAUCCCUGUCGGGGUCAAACUGACCUGACGUGACCCCCCCCCACCCCCCACGCAAUUAACCCCGCCCCCGUCCCUCCACCCCCACUUACCAAUCAGCCCAAGUAAAAAUCAAUUCCCCAGUCAUCUGAUCUGGGUCUUUUAAUCACAAAUAGAGAAGCGGAAUCAAUUAAUUGGGACGAGACAAAGUGUACACUGCCACUUGUACAGCAACAAAAACCAACGAGGUACAAUGACAAAUUAUAAUCAUUAAAACAAUAUGCACGUUCGCUUGACUCACCACCGUGGCCACCACCCCGUCACAGGGUUAGAAACCCGUGGCUGUGCGUGGCUGUGGGAGCCAAUCUCGACAGGCGCCUUGCUCCGUCUCCACUCCCACGGCUGAGGCCGCAGACAGCCCCAGCAGGAUCUGUUUGGCCCAAACUGCGGAGCGGUUUCGACUUCACGGGUCUCAUCAGCAGUCGGGCUCGUUAACGCAAGGCGCAUUGAACACGUGCUGCUGCAUCGGCAGAUGCCAUUGGCACGAGCAAUGCCACGUGCAGUGGGCUGGUGGUGCGUGGAGGGAGGGAUUGGAGGUCUCUCGUGGCGUAAUGGCGUCAUCAUCGUUUCCACAGCAGUUAAACGUGUGGGUUAUCUGUAAUUACUAUAAUUAUUCAUAUUAUUAAUUAAUAUUCGUCCCGAGUGCGUGUGUGUCCCGUGUUACUCGCUUGGUCACGACAACUCAAACCCUGCCCUCGAGUCGAACCCAUCCAUCCAUUACCCCCUCCCCCCUCCCUCCCGUGACCCUCUUACUCCCGCUCCGUUUCCAUAAACGAUAAAAUAAAAUUGUAAAACAAAAAUCUCUCCCUGCGUUCCCUCUCACCCGCCCCACCCUCGUCCCGACUCCAACUCAAGUCGCUAACACCCGGGGUCACUCUUCCGUACAAACUCCUCAAUCACUUCUGUGAUGGUGGUGGUGGUGGUGAUGAUCGGGCUGCAAUUCGUAAAUUCCUCCGCCAAAUGCGAUCCCAACUGCGCUGUCGGUGUCACGGCCAUGCGACGGGAAAUCCUCCAACUGGGUGGCUCGCAUGGCAGAGGCAUCCCCUGCACGUGUGAGUAGCCCGCGGGAGCCAAGGGGCGGUGGGCCGAGUCAACCCACCCAACGAGCCGUCGAACUCGCGGCCGGAGAUGAAAAUCGCGCCAUCUCAACGCGACCUCAUCAUCAUCUCGAUUUAAAGCUUUCGUGACUGCAAUGAUUCAUCUUCUUUGGUUCUUUCGGUAAAGUCACGUAGAAUGAGAAUAAAAUAAUAAAUUGAUAAAAUAAAAUACGUGACUUUACCGAAAGAACCAAAGAAGACUCAUCAUCAUCGUCUCCGAUAAUGAGGUCGCGUUGGAGAGGCUCCCUGCAGCGUUCUCUAUUGGAGGCCUCAUCUGCCGGCAGUGGCGUGGGCGAGCAAUUGCAGGGCUGCGCCUUCACGUGUGUUUUUGAUCGUAGAUUGCAAGGAGCCGGAUCGGGUUGGCAAGACCGACGAAUCAUGAGGCCGAUUGAAAACAAAAAUCAUCAUCAGCCGUGAUCAAUCCACUGCUGGAUGAAGGCCGGGGUCACACGAUGUAAACCCGGCCGGCACCUGACCCGACUGCACCACGAGCUGAUCUCUCACCAUCGCUCCGUUACUCCCAAGGCCCCAAAACAAAACGAGUCAAAACCUUCAGGUGAAUUUCAGGACAGGGUCCGUACAGCCUGUUGCGGGUAGCUACAAGGUACACGCAUCGGUGCAGCGUGCAGAAAACGCUCGCUCGGACGAAACAGCCCGGCCCCCGCGCAAAGGUCGCGUCUCGAGGCGAGGUCGCAAGUCGGUUCUGUGGAGCCAGGGGAGAGGUCAGCUGCAUCGGAGUCUCGUUGUGCAAGAGGGACCCGAGGCCUGACCCCACUCGCCGCCCCUACUGCUGCCGGGUGGGGUGGCGAUGAUUGCGGCUGAAUUUAUAAUCCCAAUCGAGUAAUUACUUUGCGAGAUAAUUGUCGAAUUUGCCAAAUCUGGAAUCAUGAGGACGGUCACACAAUGGCCUACUGCUGCAAAUGACGACGACGACGCAGGCGGCGGUAGCAGUCGUCACGUUCGGGUGAUAACCAGGGCGUCCCGCUCCAUUCGAACCGCGAACCUCUGUGACGCAACAAGGAGCCUCGAGGUGUGGGCGACUCAAGAACGGAGAGAAAAUCAACCCCCACCCCCACUCCUCCCCCUUGGCUUCGUGGGCUUCAGAGUGGCGUGGGAGUUGCAUCGUCGCCCUGAAACGGGACCAGCCCGACGCGGACGAUCACCCGCAAACCGCUCGUGUUUCCGAAUCUGUUACCGGUUUAGAAAGCCAGAAACCGGUUACCGGUACCAGUCGCGACGUAACGAAUGCACCGAUUGGCGCGCCCAAGUGUACGCGGGCCGUUCAGUCGAUUGGCUGGUCGCGUGACGCGGGGUAGAGUGUGGUUGUACUCCCACCUCUUCCAAGACGUUUGGCCGGCGUGGCAGUGUAGGCCAAACAUCUUCCACAGGGGGUUCUCUGGGGAUUCCUCCGUGGCUGGAGGUCGCCUUCUGCCAGCAGUGGCUUGAGCGAGACAGUUCAGGGCUGCGCCUCGACCUUGGACUACGGACACGAGUCCACGGAGUUGCUCGCGCCCCACGCGGGAGAGACGAGUCGCGCGCACCACGCCUCUCCCGGGCCGCUAACCCCGCGCACGCCUCCGUCACCGUGACGCCGAUUGGCCCCUCACGACCCCGAAGGCGCCCCCCGUCUCAUGCCCCACGUUGCGCAACUCCUCGCUCGGACGCGAACAAAGCGGCCGAGGGCGAUUCGUUGCGGUCGUGCGGGAUCGAGAGCGGGUUCAUUGCGCGACUUUGUCGCUCGGAUGUGACCCCCCCCCCCCCAGCCCCCCUCCCUCCCCCCGGCUUGUGGCUGCACUGCGCAAUGAAACGCGCCAUGGUCACCAACGCAGGCAGGAUCUGGGCUAUUCCAAUCCUCGUAGUAGAGGUGGUGGGGGGGUCGGGCUGGAUUGAGUGGAGCAGCGACUGCGAUUCGUGGACCUCCCCCACCCCCCGUGGAGUCCUCAAUCCUGCUACCCCCCCCUCACACCUCUCUUGUAUCUGACCCCCAGUCGCGAGUCACCGUGUAAAUACCCCCCCCUCUCCCCCAUGCUCCCCGUCACCCCCCCCCCCCCGAGCUUUGUCCGACCGUUUAUAAUGAAAAUAAAUAAAGACUCCACAUCGGCUUCCUCCAGCCUCGUGCCCUGUGGCUUCUCUGAGUCGCCCAGUGUGUGCAUGCGUGUGUGUGGGUGUAAUGUGGAUGGGUGUGUGCUUUGUGUAAUGUGCGAGUUGUGUGUGCGUGCG
Messenger RNA from Petromyzon marinus (sea lamprey), 5451 nucleotides. The record is from RefSeq and is a predicted model, not a curated record. NCBI's taxonomy places the organism in Eukaryota, Metazoa, Chordata, Hyperoartia, Petromyzontiformes, Petromyzontidae.